Eurytemora carolleeae is the source of this 1577-nucleotide messenger RNA. RefSeq names its product N-alpha-acetyltransferase 60 (gene Naa60). Gene Ontology annotation, molecular function: protein-N-terminal amino-acid acetyltransferase activity; histone acetyltransferase activity. The transcript is spliced from 6 exons. The coding region runs from base 246 to 1079 and encodes 277 amino acids. NCBI's taxonomy places the organism in Eukaryota, Metazoa, Arthropoda, Copepoda, Calanoida, Temoridae. Gene Ontology annotation, cellular component: Golgi membrane. The record is from RefSeq and is a predicted model, not a curated record. Gene Ontology annotation, biological process: N-terminal peptidyl-methionine acetylation.
UCAAUAUUUUCUCUCAGAUUGACAAACACUAAACAGCAGUCAAGGAGGCACUAGCGGUAGCCACGAAGCAGCUGAUUCUGUUUUAACCCAAACAAAACAAACGGAUAACCCAGGAAUAAUUCUUGAACUGUGUAAAAUGGUGUAUGGUCUCACUUAUGAUAUUUACUGAACGUAAGAAUAAACAAGUUCUACUCGAGGAUUGUAGGAUGAAUGAAAGAGAUCAUGUUUGUUUCUAGUUCUUCGUAAUGUCUGUAUAUUGGAGUAAAACCGCUCCAGUAAAGCACAGUUGGAGCGGAGAAGGAAGGAGAUCAUCUGAGAUACAGUGUUUAGAACGGAUACCUCUCAUGAAACAGAUGGAGCACAGGGUACCUCUUAUCAACAGCUUGGAGCUACAGCUCAGAUUUCUAAGUCCACAAGACAUUGAUCAAGUAAAGAUAUUAUGCCGGAGCUGGUUUCCAAUAGACUACCCAGAUACCUGGUAUCAGGAGAUUACAUCCAACCCUAGGUUCUACUCCCUUGCUGCUACCCUACAGGGACGAAUGAUAGGAUUAGUAGUUGCUGAGACCAAAGAGCUGGGACACCUGGCCAAGGAGGACAGGAGUAUCCUGGCAACCUGCUUCAAGAAGGGAACUAAAGUGGGAUACAUCCUUUCUCUUGGUGUAUGCGAGGAUUUCCGAAAGCAAGGAAUAGCAAGCCUUCUCCUAGAGAACCUUAUCUCUCAUCUCACCUCAGAUACAGCAUAUAACAGUGUUAAAGCUCUUUAUCUUCAUGUACUCACAACCAACUCACAGGCGAUAGCUUUCUACGAGCAUAGGGGAUUUGUGGUACAUUCCUUCCUACCGUACUACUACGCGAUCAAGGGGAAGCGUAAGGAUGGAUUCACGUAUGUCCUUUAUCUCAACGGAGGACAUCCAACCUGGGGGGCCCUCGACUACGUUAAAAGCUGCGCGCUACUUCUCUGUCAGCUGUCGCCUAUCAGAGCUCUCACAUUUUUAGGGCGGAAGCUUAGACUGCUCUGGACUGGAACUGUUCCGAAAUUAAGGCGGGUGGCGGAGAGCAGCUCUGCCUUGUUUUCUUGACCGCCCCGGGGAGAGAACCGGUUUUAGUCAAUCAGCUGUCAGAUAUUCUUUAUUACAACGUUAAACCUCGUUUACUACUCAACUAUAACCUGCAUCUUUACUCUAAACUUUACAGGGUGAAUCAUAUAUCUUAGAAUCUUAGUCAUCUCUUUGGAGUUAUUCCUUGUGAAUGUGGACGCUUUCUUGGUUGUUUUAACAAAAACUGAAACUGUGUCGAGACGUAAAAUGUUUGAGAAAUAGGCAAAAGAAAUGAAUGAACGUAUAGAUAGGGGAAAAAUCCAGUACAAAGAAAUAAUACAUAUAUAAGCAUAUUCUAAUGCCAUUCUAGUUAUCUACGGUCAGGCAUUGCAAGUGUACUGCACUUUCACUGUGACGUAGAAGUAUUAUCAAAACAAAACAAAUCGUCGGAAUCUCCCGGGCAGGGUAGUAGGACUGGUCUUGUAAAAUCAUUGUUUACUUUUUAUGACUUUAAGGUCCAAAUACAUGCAAACCCUAUUC